AUGUCUUCUGCAACAGGUAUCCCGUCUGACACUGCUGCUCUACUGUCAGCACUGUUGGAAGGCAUUCUAUACGGCUUUUCGGUGCUUAUGUUUAUGGGUACCAUCUGGGCUUUGACAUACAACCAUCGCAUACAGGACGUGAAUCGUCCAAUCACUGUAGUGGCCAUCCUGCUGUUGAUGUUGAGUACUGCGCACAUCGUCGUGAACAUUGUUCGUGUCCAAGAUGGAUUGAUAAAGUAUCGUGACACGUUUCCAGGCGGGCCGGUAGCAUUCUUCGGAGACGUUUCCCAAGAAACGUAUGUGAUCAAGCAUGCGUUAUACAUCAUCCAAACUCUACUUGCUGAUGGGGUAGUUAUAUAUCGCUGCUAUGUUGUUUGGCAAACAGUCUGGGUUAUCAUCCUACCAAGUGUUCUGUGGUGUAGUGUCGCAGUGACCGGUGUCAAUGCUGUCUACAGCUUUUCGCAAGCCAGCAGAAAUCCCACAGACAUCUUCACCACGGUGGUCGCAGACUGGGUCACGACAUUCAUAAUCUCGACACUAUCCACUAAUCUGUUGAGUUCAGGAUUACUGGCAUAUCGCAUCUGUAUGAUCGAACGCACUGUUUGUACAGUUCGUACUGUGAAGGGCUCAAUUAUGCCAAUAGCGCGCGUACUUGUUGAUGCCGCUGCUUUGUACUCUGUGACACUCCUCGCCAGACUAAUAUGUUUCGUCUACAACAACAAUGGACAGGAGGUUGUGGUAGACAUGGUCAUGCCGAUCAUAUCGAUUGCAUUCUACAUGGUGCUUGUUCGCAUCGCAGUCAAUGAACAAACUCGCAGUUACCGCUCGAUCAUCCCAAGACGGGCAAACAAUGAACAAGGAGACUUGCGGCGAUAUCCUAGUGUGUAAUGAUUCAACCUAAAUGUCGUACUAUUUUGAGUGGAGAUUGGAUGAAUAUUGAUAUGCUGGAAAUGCGAAAUAUACAGGAUGUUAUCUGUUCGCGGGGAAAUGUGGAAUACGGAUAUUUCUUUGGGAUUGGACGGUUGUCCGUAUGCUGGGAAACGUGGAAUGCGACACCCUACAAAGAAGGGUAGAGGAUUCCCGUAUUAGAUAUCAUUCUCAAAACGUCGAUAAGACGAUGCAAUCAACUUGAAAAGAAAGGUAGAGAGGUUUGGAGCAUUCACUCCAGCGUAAAUUUCGGGUUUGAUUCAACUUCCCUGUUCUACAUCCAGAACAAAAUUUAUGUGAAGUCUGAAUGUACUACAUACCAUUUACUAAUGAUGGAGGUGCUUGAUGCAACAUGCGUGACAAAGUACUGUUGGAUCGUUUGGCAAGACUCGAAGAGCGCUCGUACCACUGCAGUAAUGGUCAAUGAUAC
Suillus clintonianus is the source of this 1357-nucleotide messenger RNA. RefSeq lists its product as uncharacterized. The coding region runs from base 1 to 888 and encodes 295 amino acids. The transcript is spliced from 7 exons. NCBI's taxonomy places the organism in Eukaryota, Fungi, Basidiomycota, Agaricomycetes, Boletales, Suillaceae. The record is from RefSeq and is a predicted model, not a curated record.